CCCAAGAAAAACAUCGUCUCUUCAGUCUGUCCAGACAACUGCCCGAUUCAGUCGCUUCAAUUGAUUCUCCUCAAGUAAACUCUUUUACCCAUCAUGUCUAAUAUCUUUUUGGUAUCUUUCUUGAUUGGCUGCUGUGUAUCGUCUGCUUGGGCAAGCCUCAAUCUUCAUGGAGAACCGCUCCUUUCGGGGCUAACCUCUUUCACCAUCGUCGUAGAGACAAAGACAGUUGAAAAACAAACAACUUGUUACAUUACAUCCGGCGUAGUCAACCAGUGUCGGCGUAAACGUGGCAUCGAAGAGAAACCCGAAUUCGUGCAAGACGAAGGUUUGGAAAUUCAACCAUCAGCCGUAUUUGGAAUUGAAGCCACUCCCGUUCCUCGUGCAUUGAACCCGAUGAAUUUCUACAAUUCCGAAAAGGUUAUCGGCUCCUUCGACGAUACGUAUUUCAACUCUCAGAAUAUUUUCCGACAAAUUGCUGCUAAGGGCCGUAGCAAUAAAAUCACAGUCGGUGAUUGCGGUCAAUCCACCGUCAAUCUCAGCCAGUUCCUCGCCUGCCUGGGCAUGACUGUUCAAGAGACUACAACAUUGACGGCCACUUUUACAGAACUCGAAACCGUGUCCUCGGGAACCGUCAUAAUGACCGUCAAGGGCUGUACACCAGCAGGUUUCCCUUACACUUAUUGCCCUUCAAUGAUUUAAAUGAAUUCAGCUAUAGUCAGUUUAAUGCUUCCGCAUCCUGUACUAUAUCGAAUUCGUUAAUGGUAAAAGACUUGUGCAAUUCCUGGCCGAUCCAUGAAAAUGCUGCAAUGCAUUGCUUCAAACCAACACCUGAAAGAUCAUUUUUUAAAAAAUAAUCCUUCUAGUGGAUCAUCUGUUAAACUUUGAUGUGAUCUUGAUGUGUACUUUUCCUUUGUUUUUGUUAUUUGUUGUCUAAGUUAUUUGAUGCUUCGUUUCCAUGGCUUUAAAAAAAUCAAUUCCAAUGGCUAUCUAAAAUAUUUUCUUCUUCUGUUUCUACUAUACGACCUUUUUCCACAUCAAUAAAAGAUUCUUGCAGCAAAAA
Molecule: messenger RNA, 1060 nt
Organism: Daphnia magna
Lineage: Eukaryota; Metazoa; Arthropoda; Branchiopoda; Diplostraca; Daphniidae
Exons: 2
Coding region: 94-699 (201 amino acids)
Source: RefSeq, a predicted model, not a curated record